Molecule: messenger RNA, 7840 nt
Organism: Oreochromis aureus
Lineage: Eukaryota; Metazoa; Chordata; Actinopteri; Cichliformes; Cichlidae
Product: centromere protein F
Exons: 18
Coding region: 285-5114 (1609 amino acids)
Biological process (GO): regulation of G2/M transition of mitotic cell cycle; metaphase chromosome alignment; mitotic cell cycle
Cellular component (GO): nucleus; spindle pole; chromosome, centromeric region
Molecular function (GO): dynein complex binding; microtubule binding
Source: RefSeq, a predicted model, not a curated record
UUCCCGCCCCGCUCCGCCUCGUGCCACAACGACUCCGGCUUGUCAGCUGCACGAGACGUGCGGCAUCUCGUCUCAACCUAUGAAAACUGUCAGUUAAAGCUAGCGCCUAGCUCCUCUCGCUUUAAACUUAAACUUAGCUUCGCCGAACAGUGAAGAGCCGGAGCCUGGUUCUAACAGCGGGAACAGAGCCCUGUCACGCCUGCGUGUGUGAGAGUGUGUGCGCCUCCCCGGCGGCGGCUGGCGCCCUUUGUAACUGAAGUAGUGAAUGGCCCAGGCAGAAAGAAAUGAGCUGGGCUGAGGAGGACUGGACAGUAGGGCUGUCUGGACGGGUUCUGCAAAAGGUGAAGGAGCUGCAAAUCCAUCAUGAACGGCUGUCCAGGGAAAACAAGCAGAAACAGCUGCAGCUGGACAACAUCCAUGCAAGCCUUGAGAAGCAAACUGUGAAAUAUGAGGAGGUACGUGUGGAGCUGCAGUCGGUGCAGCGAGAGCUCCAAAGCGUUCGGGAUGAGGCCACGACAGCGGGGACGAGCAGGGACCGCCUUACGCAGGAGCUUCAGACUAAGCAGGCCCAAGUUUGCUCUUUGGAGGGCCAGCUAGAUGCUGCUCGUACCCUCAACAACAAACUCACCCAGGAAAUCAAAAGGCUGGAGGCCGAGCUAGAGAAGCUGCAGAACAGCAUCAGGUCACCAGAUACCUCUCUGUUUUCUACUCCCUGCUGGAAUACAGCCUCGCCCUGGGAACACAAUGGGAGCCGACAGGAAGAGAAACAGGGGCACAGAGAUGAAGGGCAGAGCUGGGCUCCUCACAUCCGACAGCGGCUUCAGUUCUCUGAGACACCCACACCUUCAUUGCCACAACAACAACACAAGAGCACACGCCACAGCCACUCAUCCGUCCAAUCGGACACCUUCUCCACUCCCUUGGGUGUGUUUCCAUGGGAACGGGAUGACACAAAACCAGCAGCAAGGAGGCGACCUCUGCCCUCUCCCUCUUUGAUGCCGUCCUCUGAUGUCACAAAUCAAGGCCUGUCAGAGCAGGGGGUUCAUGGGAAGGACCGCAGGACAGAGACAGACAUGUCUCCUCAAAUUCAAAGUCGUAUGUCUUCCCUGGAAGAGGAGCUGCUGGUGAAGGACAGGACGUUGAAGUCCAUUCAGAAUGAAAUGGCGCAAACCAAGAAGGAGCUCGCCACCAAGGAGCUCAGCCUGCAGAAAGUCUCCAACGAGCUUAGCCUGGCACAGACACGUAUGGCCCAGGACAGUGAACGGGCGUCAGGAGCUGAGCAAAGACUGAAGCAACUACAAGAGGAGCUCAAGUGUCAGAGGCAAAAUGCAGAAAGCAGCAGACUGCAACACCAACAGCGUACCAAAGAGCUGGAGAAACAACAUCAGAGGGAUUUGACAGAGCUUCAGAAGGAGAGGCAGUGUCUGGAGAAGCAGCAUCAACAGGACGUGAAUAAGCUCAACCAGGAGCUUCAACAGGCUAGAACGCUCCACAAUGCCCUGCAGGCCCAGGCUGACAAGCUUUCUCUACAGAAGCAGGCGCUGGAGAAAGAGUUGGAGACUCUGAAAGAGAAACUGAAAUGGACGGAGGGACAGCUCAAGGAGAGCCAGAAGAAAGAAGCACAGACACAAUCCAAACUGACGGAAGCUGUGCGUGAGGCAGAGGGCGUGGCUGUGACUCUGGAGCAGAGCAGGAAGCGAGAGCGAGCUCUGGAAGAGGAGGGGAGGAGACUUGCGGAUGAGCGAGCUGACACCCUGCGUCUCCUGAAAGAACUACAGGAGCAAAAGUCAGCACCUCCUCCACAAUCUGUCCAGUUUUGCCCUGUUGGACAGAGUUUUUCAUCUCAGUCUUCCUCUUCUAAUUAUCCUCGACCGUCAGCCCAAACCAAGAGGCCUUCUUCAAACCGAGCUGAGCAGAGGAGGGAAGAAGAGGAUACACAGGAGAGAAGGACCGAUAUCAGAGCAUCUUAUCCUUCUGAUAGAGAGCCAGGAGAAGGAAUUGACUCGGAACACAUCAGUGCCCUGAUCUCCCCAGACUCCUCAGAGUGUUUAAAGAGAGCAGGAGACAAAGGGAAAAUUAAUGAAGAGGAGAACAAAGUUAUAAAUGAGGCGAUAGAAUCUGAUGUCUCUCAUACACCCAUCAACAACUCUAAAGAUCUUGAUAGAAUGAUCAGUCUUGAGCAGUCACCUAAGACACAAAAUUUGACCCUUUCUGCAGAAAAGACACCUGCUCUCAAGUCUGAGCAGACCGUUCCCUCUGAAGACCUCAAAAAGGAGAAUGCAAUGCUCCGUUCAGAGCUCCAAGAUGUACGAGAUGAACUGCAGAAACGACUGGAGGAUCUGGAAGCCCAACGAAGAGCUGAGACAGAAGCCAGGACCCGCCUUAAACAGCUUAGCCGCAAACACACCAGCCAGGCUGCAGAGAAAGAGGAGAAAGAAAAGGAAUGGAAGGCACAACUGGAGACUGAAAGAGCUGAGACAGAGAAGCUGAGGAGGGCGAUGACUGCUUUGGAGGCAGACAUAAAGAGUGUAAAGGAGAGGGGAAGCGAGCAGGAGGAAGAGAAAAACAAAGAACAACAAGAUAGGGAGAGUGAAAUGAUAGAGCUUAAUAUCCAGCUUAAAAAACAGCUAGCGGAGGUGAAAGCUCAGCUGGCUUUAGAGCAAGAGGAAAAAAAGAGAGAGGAAGAGGAGAGAAGCCAAAUAAUAAACACAGACGCUAAUGUAAAGGAACAGCUGAGCAUGAAAGUGGCAGAACUUAAAGCUCAAGUGGAAGAACUGAAGCAAAAAAGAAAACCCACACAAGAAGAGAAGCACACAGAUACAAACACUCCCCUGACGUAUUUGACUCUUCGUGAUGACGAGCUCAACUCCAACAUCAAUAGCUGUGGCAACACACUCCUACCUUCACCAGAGCAACACCUCCUUUUCUGCCAGUCUACCAACCAACACAACAUGCUUAUUUCUCAGACAGCAGCAGACAUCAUCCAAGAAAAGAGCAACGUGAUAGAUGCCGAGCACUCUCCUCUGUCAGACAAUGGUCAGAUAGGCCGAAUAGCCUCAGACCCCCAGAAGGCUGAGCCUACAGCCUCUAAUUUGGUGAAAGAGGUGGAGCAACUGAAGAAUGAGAAUGCAAAGGAGACAGAGCGUGCUAACCAGUGUCAGAUUAAACUGGAGGCUCUGCAGAGCCAGGUGACACGUCAGACGCAGCAGCUAACCAUGGCCUUCGAGAAGCAGAGUCAGCACAUUGCAGGCCUUCUAACUGAGCUACAAGAGAAGGAGAGCGCCCUCCAAAGCCAAAAACAGGAACUACUACAAUGCAAGCAAGAGCUGGAUGAACUAAAGAAUGAUAAAAAGGAUGAGGUGAAGAUGAUGGUCAAAGAGGUGGAGGAAGAGAUACAAAGUGAAGAACAGCGAGAUGAGAAGUCGGUGGAGAAUUCAGAUCUCCCACUAAAACAGGAAAAGGAGAGUAGGGUCACCUGUCAAAUUGCAGAGUCACUGCCUGAGAGUGACUUGAAAGCGCAGUGUGAUGCAAGUCAGGCAGAGACAUGUGAUACUCAAACGGCAACACCUGAUAGCAGUGAAGAAGCUAAGAAAACAGGGGACCAGCAUCCUGAAUCUAUAGACUCAAACAAAAUUCAGAGUAACCCUGACUCUGCUUGUGUGAUGGUAGAGACUGAGUGCGGUCAAAGCGGAAAACAAGCAGAUAUCCUUACUGAACUGCUCACUCUCAGAUGGGAGAAUCAGCUGUUGAAACAAAGAAUUGAGGGCCUGACCAUCUCUGACGCACAAAACCCAACAUUACAGACUGAUGCUGAAAAUCAAGACGACCCAACACAAAGCCAAAACACAACAAACGCUGCCCUGUCCUGCUUGGCAGAAGACGGGACACUGAGUCUGCUGAAUGACGUCAUGACUGAGAGUCUGGAGUCAAAUAUAAACGAGGAAGAAGAUGAAGGACAAGAUUUAAAAAAGGAAGAUGAAAGAAAUACAAGAGCUGAAGAAGACCUAGAGGAAAUGUCUGAGGUGCAUGUAAAUCAACUACAACAGCAGGUGGAGGCACUGCAGAUAAGGGUACGAGCUCUCUCUGAGGAGACCCAGCAGCAGGCAGAGGAGCUUGCUGUAUGGAGACUGGCCUCCCAAACAGCACCAACAUUUGAGGAAUGUGAAACCCAUGAACUGACCUCUGCUGUCAAACAGUCCCAGUCAAACCAGGAGCAAACAGAUGAGAUGACCCAGUGCUCGCCUCAAACUCUACCUGUUCAGGAUCCGGUUCAGACACCCACACUGGAUAGACAGAAGAGCCAGGAAACCAUCACAGUCAUCAGAGAAGACGAGUUACUCGUUUCCUGCUCCUCCAACAAACUGCAGGGCCGCAUGUUGUUCUCCAGACUGCAGAACAGCAACCUUACUGAACCAAAGAGCCUCCAUCCCUUUAAAACUGCUGAAAUGCUUCAAGAAUACAGUCAGGACACUGCCACGGCUGACCAGGAAUCUGAAAAAGAAAACCAGGAGAUUAACUUCACACAAUGGCCAGAUAAUUGUCCAAAAGUAAGAAGAGACACUCAACUCACCCAAAUGACAUUGGAGAAAAUGGCUCAACAUCACUCAGGCGAAGUCUGUGAGCCAGAUUCGACCAAAACAGAAGCCAAACUAAACACAACAACUAACUCCUCAGACAGAGUUGUCAAGAUAGAAAUGAAAAGUGUCAGCAUUCAGACAGAGGAGAGUUUGAAUCCUCGUGGCGUUUCAACAGUAUGUGUUAACACUCAGACUGAGGAGGAGGAAGAACAAGGUUCAGUGGAUUCCCCUCCUGUGUCUCGUGUCCAGUUAUCUGGGGAGGCGGCAUCAGGAGACAAAAUCUUGUUUUCUGGUUCCUUCCCCAUCCCGGCUGACCCGGCACGUCUGGCUGAAAGAAUUCGCCGCAACAGGACACAGCUGUCAGCUGCCUUUGACGACACAGAAUACGAACCCUAUGGUCUGCCGGAAGUCGUCAUGAAAGGUUUUGCUGACAUUCCCAGUGGUCCUGCAUGUCCCUACAUUGUGAGAAGAGGUUUGUUGGGCACCGCUGUGCUACCCGUCUCCCAGAAAGACACAGAAUUGGAAGAGACAGAUUAAAACAAAGCAAGAGGAUUUUUGCAGACCUGCUGGAAACGCCUGACUCACCCUGGCUUUACCAUGAACCUGAAUAAUGGACAACAGCCGCUGCACAAGAGACUCAAAGCAAUUAAAACCUUGAAACAAACACGGGCAGUUUAAAAAGCUGCAAUCAGCUGUGGACUUCUGUGCGUGUGUGUGCAGGUAACUAGGACUGCACUGACAGAAUAAACACCUCCACUGUGGAUCCAAAAAUGUUUUAAUGGCCUCUAGUUUAUCCACAAAUUACCACAUGGAGACUUUGCUGUCCAUCACAAUGGUGUCACUUUACACCCACCUGUAUAUUUAGGUACUGAGGUGGUGGUUUAGUGAUGCUUGUUGGUGUUUCUUGAACCACUUUUCCAAAGGGAUUGUUUAGCUUUUUGUAACUCAGAAUUAAGUUAUGGGCCUAGCCCGCUCUUACUUUGCAUGAAACUGUGCCUAGUUGGUGUUUUUCUAAACAAGCACUUGUCAAGAUAAGUUUGACUUGUUUUUCAAAAGGGUCAAGCCAAGAAAGACCUGUUGUGGCAAAUAUGUUUGAAUCUUUAAACCAUUUCAGGUGGCUUAUUUUUGGACACUUGAAUGUGUUUUCAUAGAGGGGAGGUGUUAGGAAAAAAAUGUGUGAAAACAUAGUGUGAGUGUGUGAAUUAUUAGCUGUGAAUUUGCACCUUUGUGUCCCUAUCUUGGUGUUUCUGUUUGUCUAUGUGUGGGGGGGAUAAAGAGAGACUGGGAUAAGCAUGUCUAUGACUCAGUGUAACCUGCUUUGGUUUCCGCUCCAUGUAAGGUGAUACACACUGCAUUCCCACUCUCCUCCCUCUCCUGCUCUGCUUCUGUGACUUACACUAACGCACUCUCAGUAGUUACACAAAACAAAAUUCCCAUAAACUAAACAUGUGAAGCUUUACUUUGUUAGAAUUAGAUGAACUAAGCUGGUGUUUUAUAAUGGAUAGCUUUUAAUUUAUUUGCUUUUUCUUCUUGCACAUUUGUAGACAACAUGUAAAUGGUUUUGUAGUUGAGUUGGGAGAAAUGUCAAGUUUGUUAUAUACCCUAAAACAGCAGAUUUUUCACCGUUGUGUUUACAGGAUUUGAUCUGGUAAAGGAUAGGUUCUUAAUUCUACUUAAAGUUAUACUCACAGGCCCUCAUGUGCAUUGUUGAGUUUCCCAGCGUGGAUCAAAUAGCUAUCAAAAUCUGAGAUUGGUAUGACCCUUGAACAGUCUCUGCCUCUGUGGAAUAUUUACUCUAGACACUUGCAGCCAUAUUUCCAGAACUAAUUCAUAAAAUUUUCUUUGUGUUGCGAUAGCUACUUGCGUGCCAGCUGGCUGUGUGGAUGCCAGUCAGUCAGAACAGUUCCUGGAGAGUUUCUGUUUUCUCUCUGCUCUUCUGUUUACCCCCUUGACAUUUGGCUUAACAGACAAAAUUACACCAACGCCCAUGCUAACUAGCAUAUUAGUAUAUCUCACUUGGCUAUGUCACUGUAAACAGUUCAGCCACAAUAAGGUUCCCCUUCUUGCCUUCAACAAAGCUCUCAGCAUAGACACUGGACCUCUGGGGUGUCCAUGGUGUUUGGCACCAGGAUGUUGAUAGCAGAUUAUUUGAGUGGGGCUUCCAUGGAUCUGGAUAUUUCUUGCAUGUCCUGUGGCUUCUUAAUUGGAUUUAAAUGUGGGAAAUUUGGAAACUUUGCCAUGCUCCUCAAACUGUUAGAAAAGUUUUCUCAAUGUAAUAGGGAUGGGCAACCAUGUUAAGGUGGGCGUUAAUGUGUCAAAGUAACACUCAAGUGGAUGACAGGACCCAAAGUUUCCCUGGAUAGCAUUAUAAUCAGAUAGUCAGGUUUAUUCUCUUACCUUAGUUUAGACCAACACUUUUUUUUUUUCUGAAGAUAUAUUCGUACCAUUGACUCUCUCUUUGUUUAAACUUUUAAGGAAGUUAGAUAAAAGUGAAUAACUUUGAUAAUAAAUGAUGAUUGUGCCCUCCGUUAUAAAAUUUGUGGGUCAGAAUGUUUGGGACAAAAAUGGGCCAAAAAUAAAGAAAAUGCAGAAUUAUUAUGUUGCAAGUAGAGCACCUGCUGCAAUCCACUAGAAUGAAGUACAUGAAUUUUUACAUCCUGGUGUGACCUACCAUGUGAUCAAUCCUCCAAAGUUCAUGUUUAUAGGUUAGAAAAUGUCCAGAGAAAGGUGAGCUUAAAUCAAAAAGAAACAAAAAGAGGGAAUUUCAUUUACAAGUCCAGCUUCCAAAUUUUAAUUUCAGCUUAGCCAUUUAUGAAAUGCUUUGGAGCUGUUAAGGACAGGAGGAAGUGGCCAUUUAUUUGUUUAUAUAGAUAACAAGACAUGAGUAUAAUUUUAAAGUAAACUAUAUUAAAAACAGUGAAUCUCUCCUUUAAACCUGGCUGUGCUUUCCUCCAGUGAUUUUUAGUUUGUGUCACAUUUGUUUAAAAUGGAGUGAUUUUUGUUUUUAUGUUUACAUUUUAUUUAGUGGUAGAGUACUUCUUGUUUGUAAAGUUGUCUCACACACACACACACACACACGCAAACACCUCACCUCGCUCUCAGCCGCCUUCAUAACUCUGGGAUCUGUAGUCUUUUGGCGCCGAGGUCUGACCCUGAGUGGGUGUAUUUGUUGCCUUGUUUUGGACACUUUUAUGUGAAUGUAUCGGUGUUGUGUUUGCGAUUAGAAUAAAAGGUUUGCUUUUAUUAAACCGCUGUCUCUCUGA